AUGUUGGAUGUCGGCUUCACCACCUUCGCGAAACAGGGAGCUACCCUCACAGCUUCAAAUCAUACCCUCGAAGAAAUCGAAUCGGUAGAGUCACCUCUUCCGUAUGCAGAAGAAGCCCUCACAACCUCCGUACCUGAGAAGUCCCAGCAUAUCCUGCUGAAACUCUACAAACUCGGUUCACGUGAACCACCAAACAACUGA
Haemonchus placei is the source of this 201-nucleotide messenger RNA. The record is from the annotation of a GenBank genome assembly. Lineage: Eukaryota; Metazoa; Nematoda; Chromadorea; Rhabditida; Trichostrongylidae.